AUGAACUUGAGUGUGGAUCCUUGUCAUGACUUCUACGAAUACUCCUGUGGAAAUCAUCCUUGGAGCUCGAAGCUGUUAUGGAGAAUGUUGGGAUCUUGGCAAGGUGACUACAGCACAAUAUACCUGCAGGACAGGGUGGAACAUUUGUUGGGCAAGAUGGAUCUGGCGGAGUCCCUCAAUGUGUCCAAGGAACUGAAGCUGGCCCAAAGAUUCUACAACGCCUGUCUGGAAGCCGAUCUCUACCCUUUUCCUGCUGCUGAUCCGCACUAUCUUACCCUCAUUCGGUCGAUCGGGGGAUUCCCCGCUGUGGAUGGAGCCAACUGGAAUGCCUCCAACUUCAGCUGGUUCAACAUGAGCGCCCACUUAAUCAACUACGGGGCAGAGGGCCUGAUAGACGAAUAUUUCGAAUCGAAUUUUCCUUUCCAGCCUAAGAUUCGUGCCGCACGAAUAGCAUUGGAAGUAUUCGAGAACUCAAGACCGAAUGACGAGGAACGAAUGACAGGAUACCUAAGAGCAUUUCAAUUGCCAGAGGAUAAAAUUGCAGAGGUGAUCGCCGGGGUGCUUGCAUUCUGGAAAGAAGCGGGAUCCAUAGAUUACGGGCGAAAGCCAGGAAACUGCGAAGCCUUCGAGGCCAACUACUUCGAGAUCGUUUGGGACGGGGACAAGAUCGUUUGGAACAAGGAUCAACCAAGGGAAGACGCAGACUGUAAUUUCUACUUCGUGGAGUUGGACAAGGUGUGUGCCCGUCAUCCAGAGGCGGUGGCCAAUUAUCUGGCCAUGAAGCUGCUGCGGGCACUCGAUGCCAAACUUAACAACUCUGGAGAACAAAAGCAGUAUUGCAUGGAAAAGGUGCAGUACUCAGUGCCGUUCCUCUUCAGCAAACUUUUUUUGGCGGAUCACAUUCCUGAGGAAAUAAAGUUGGAAGUGUCGGAAAUUGCGAAGGAAGUACAGAAUAGCCUGCGCAGGUCGUUGGACAAACGCAAAGACAAACACGGUUGGUUUAACUAUUCUGGAAGGUCUCGAAGAAUUCUCUGGGAAUUUCCCUUCAACUUUACCCAGGUCAACUCGUUUGCGGAUCGUGUAAUCUCGGAGAUUGGUAGCCUGCAAACAAUCGACGAUAGUUACGCUGCCAUCAAUAUAAAUAUGCGACGCCUUUAUGUUAAAAGCAGUCGAUACAGCGCUCGUCACACCAUGGACCUUCCCAUAUCCUCCAAGUCAGCUGAUCGUAGAUAUUUGCAACCACCUGUUUACCACCCCACUUGGCCAGUAUCCUUUAAAUUCGGGGCCUUGGGUAGUUUCAUUGGGCGACAGGCCUACAUAAAUAACCAGAGAUAUGAUAGAAUUCAUGACUCAGAAAUGGAAAAGGCUGAACUGCGGCUGGCAUUCUCUGCCUAUAAAAGCCACAUUAAACACCUUAUAAGGGAUCAUAAGCAGGAUAAAAUCAACGAGACGAUGCCAGGACUUGACUUGAUGCCGGAUCAGCUCUUCUUUCUGGGAGCCACCCACAUUUUCUGCGGCUCUGACUACAAUGGUAGGCAAAUAGCUCUGUUUUCCUUGUUGAAAAACGAAGAUUUCCGCCUGGCCUUCAAUUGUACUGCAGCCCCUGGAAUUCGUCGUCAGUGA
Drosophila takahashii is the source of this 1623-nucleotide messenger RNA. RefSeq names its product neprilysin-1-like. The record is from RefSeq and is a predicted model, not a curated record. NCBI's taxonomy places the organism in Eukaryota, Metazoa, Arthropoda, Insecta, Diptera, Drosophilidae. Gene Ontology annotation, molecular function: metalloendopeptidase activity. Gene Ontology annotation, biological process: proteolysis. Gene Ontology annotation, cellular component: plasma membrane.